Molecule: messenger RNA, 4095 nt
Organism: Jatropha curcas
Lineage: Eukaryota; Viridiplantae; Streptophyta; Magnoliopsida; Malpighiales; Euphorbiaceae
Biological process (GO): intracellular protein transport; retrograde transport, endosome to Golgi
Cellular component (GO): cytosol; Golgi membrane; Ric1-Rgp1 guanyl-nucleotide exchange factor complex
Molecular function (GO): protein binding
Source: RefSeq, a predicted model, not a curated record
CAGGUCUGAGACGGUCGCGCGGGUCGAGUCAGCGAGACACCGGUCAGGCACAAAAUACGUCUCAAAACGUAUCGUGCUGUUCUUGUUCACUGCUUUUGGUACAAACGCAAAGUCGUUGUUACCAUCGGGACACGGGACAGAUCAUAAGGAGCAAUAAGCAGGCAAAACACGUCGAGAGGAUUGUAGAACAAGAAGAGAGUUAAAACAAAACAACGCGAUUCUCAGCGAGAUCUACCUGAAAAAUGCUAUGGUUCUCCUGAAAUGCUUCAGAUCUCUUGCCUCAAGCCUCACAGCUCCAUUUUUUAGAUCUCUAAAACCAACGCAUUAACAUCCUAUAUUACCAAUUCAAAGUGUAGCAAUAUAUACAAAUAUUGUAGUAUUUGAAGAACGGACAAGAUGUAUAUGGCAUAUGGAUGGCCUCAGGUGAUCCCUUUAGAGCAAGGACUAUGUCCUUCUUCACAGCAAAUUAUAUACCUCAAAGUCAUGAAUCGCCUCUUGCUUGUCGUCUCUCCUUCUCACCUUGAGCUCUGGAGCUCCUCUCAGCAUAAAGUGAGGUUGGGCAAGUAUAAGAGGGAUGCAAAGUCGGUUGAGAGUGAGGGUGAGAAUUUGCAGGCUGUGUGGAGUCCUGAUGCCAAAUUGAUCGCUAUUCUUACUACAUCCUUCUUUCUUCACAUAUUCAAGGUCCAAUUCACUGAAAAAAGAAUACAAAUUGGAGGGAAGCAACCGUCUGGUUUGUUUCUCGCUAAUAUAUCUCUUCUUCUCAGUGAGCCCGUACCUUUUGCAGAAAAGAACUUGACAGUGAGCAAUAUUGUGAGUGAUAGCAAACAUAUGCUUCUUGGACUUCCAAGUGGAUCCUUAUAUAGUAUUUCCUGGAAGGGAGAGUUUAAUGGCGCAUUUCAACUUGAACCCUGUCCACAUGAGAGCAGCGAAGUCUCUAUUUCACCGCACUCUUUAGUUAAUGGCCUUGGUUCAGGGCCUUCAGGAGGUCUUGCAUCUAACCAUAAUAUCAUCAGGAAGCCUGCUAUUACACAGCUGGAGCUUUGCUUACCAAUGAGGUUGCUAAUUGUUUUAUACUCUGAGGGACAACUGGUAUAUUGUUCUGUAAGCAAGAAAGGUUUAAAGCAAGCUGAAUCUAUCAGAGCUGAAAAGAAGUUAGGUUCUGGUGAUGCUGUGUGUGCUUCUGUAGCUUCAGAUCAACAAAUCCUUGCGGUUGGUACUAGAAGAGGGGUUGUUGAGUUAUACGAUCUCACUGAAUCUGGGUCACUCAUUCGUUCUGUGUCUUUGUAUGAUUGGGGAUACUCAAUGGAUGACACUGGUUCUGUCAGUUGUAUUGCAUGGACACCUGAUAAUUCUGCUUUUGCUGUUGGGUGGAAGUUAAGAGGACUUACAGUUUGGUCUGUCUCUGGCUGUCGGUUGAUGUCAACAAUCCGUCAAGUUGGUUUAGGUUCUGUUUCUUCCCCAAAAGUUAAAUCAAACCAAGAUUGUAAAGAUGAGCCGUUGAUGGGUGGCACCUCCCUAAUGCAGUGGGAUGAAUAUGGGUAUAAACUUUAUGCAAUUGAAGCAGGCUCUAGGGAGAGAAUUAUUGCAUUUUCCUUUGGGAAAUGCUGUCUUAGCAGAGGAGUGUCAGGCAUGACUUAUGUCCGUCAGGUGAUAUAUGGUGAAGAUCGAUUGCUAGUCGUGCAGUCAGAAGAUACUGAUGAACUUAAAAUUUUACAUCUAAAUCUUCCAGUUUCUUACAUUUCUCAAAAUUGGCCAGUUCAACAUGUAGCAGCUAGCAAGGAUGGAAUGUACUUAGCAGUUGCUGGUCUUCAUGGGUUGAUAUUAUAUGACAUGCGAUUGAAAAAGUGGCGAGUUUUUGGUGACAUUACUCAGGAACAAAAGAUUCAGUGCAAAGGUUUGUUAUGGCUGGGGAAGAUUGUUGUUGUCUGCAACUACAUUGAUUCUUCUGACACCUAUGAAUUGCUUUUUUAUCCAAGAUAUCAUCUUGACCAGAGUUCUUUGCUUUGUCGUAAGCCAUUAUUUGCCAAACCAAUGGUGAUGGACGUCUAUCAGGAUCACAUUCUUGUCACCUAUCGCCCAUUUGAUGUACACAUAUUCCAUGUGAAAUUAUUUGGUGAACUAACGCCUCAUAGCACUCCAGUCCUGCAGCUUUCUACAGUACGAGAACUCUCAAUCAUGACUGCAAAGAGUCAUCCUGCUGCAAUGCGUUUUAUCCCUGACCAGAUUCCAAGAGAAGGUGUCUUAAAAAAUCACCUUUCCCCGUCUUCAGAUUUAUUAGCAAGAGAACCUGCAAGAUGUUUAAUGCUGAGGACAAAUGGGGAGCUUUCACUUUUGGAUUUGGAUGAUGGACGUGAAAGAGAGCUUACUGACUCCGUUGAGUUAUUUUGGGUAACUUGCGGUCAAUCAGAGGAGAAGACUAAUCUAGUUGAGGAAGUGUCUUGGUUGGAUUAUGGCCACCGAGGAAUGCAGGUGUGGUAUCCAUCUGCAGGUGUUGAUCCUUUUAAGCAGGAGGAUUUUUUGCAGUUGGACCCAGAGCUGGAAUUUGAUCGUGAAGUGUAUCCUUUGGGGCUUCUUCCAAAUGCUGGUGUUGUUGUUGGUGUAUCCCAGAGAAUUUCAUUUUCAGCAUGCACUGAGUUUCCUUGUUUUGAGCCAUCACCACAAGCUCAAACUAUAUUGCAUUGCUUACUCAGACACCUUCUCCAGAGGGACAAAAGCGAGGAGGCUUUAAAACUGGCACAAUUAUCAGCACAAAAGCCUCAUUUUUCCCAUUGUUUGGAGUGGCUUCUUUUUACUGUAUUUGAUGCAGAAAUUUCCAGGCAAAAUGUUAACAAAAACCAAGUAUCAGUCCUUAAACAUGCUGGCAGCUGCUCUCUUUUGGAGAAGACAUGUGAUUUGAUCAGAAAUUUCCCAGAGUAUCUCGAUGUAGUUGUAAGUGUAGCAAGAAAAACUGAUGGCCGACACUGGGCAGAUUUAUUCUUAGCGGCUGGGCGAUCCACAGAGUUGUUUGAGGAAUGUUUCCAACGAAGAUGGUAUCGAACUGCAGCUUGCUAUAUACUUGUUAUUGCUAAACUUGAAGGGCCUGCUGUCAGUCAAUAUUGUGCUUUACGUUUGUUACAGGCAACACUUGAUGAAUCUUUGUAUGAACUUGCUGGGGAGCUGGUGAGGUUCUUGUUGAGAUCUGGAAAAGAAUAUGGGCAGGCAUCAGCAGAUUCUGACAGAAUGUCUCCAAGAUUCUUGGGUUAUUUUCUCUUCCGUUCUAGUUACACGAAGACAUCCUUGGAUAAGAGCAACUCAUUCAAAGAGCAAAGUGCUCAUGUUGCUUCUGUGAAAAACAUUUUAGAAAGCCAUGCUAGCUAUUUGAUGUCAGGGAAAGAACUUUCCAAGCUUGUUGCAUUUGUGAAAGGCACUCAGUUUGAUUUAGUGGAAUAUCUUCAACGGGAAAGAUAUGGUUCUGCUCGAUUGGAAAACUUUGCGUCAGGGCUGGAACUAAUUGGGCAGAAGCUUGAAAUGGGUACACUGCAGAGUCGCCUAGAUGCUGAGUUUUUGUUGGCUCAUAUGUGUUCUGUCAAGUUCAAGGAGUGGAUAGUUGUCUUGGCCACUCUCUUAAGAAGAUCCGAGGUUCUUUACGAUCUUUUCCAGCAUGACAUGCGGUUGUGGAAGGCAUAUAGCAUCACUCUUCAGUCACACCCUGCAUUUGCUGAAUACCAAGAUUUACUUGAUGCCUUGGAGGAGAGGCUCUCAUCUGGCUCAAAUUUGGAAGACAAGUGAGGGCGUGUUUGGUGACUUGCGGAGAGUGAAACUAUUCUUUUCAAGACAGAGAAAUAAUGCGAGAGGGGAAAUAGCUUCCAGGCAAAUCCAGAAACCAAAGAUCAUUUGUCUCUGCAGAUGAGCAAUUUGUUGCUCUGACUGCAUAAGAAAGAGCAACCCAGAAAACUUCUUGGGGUGAUAUGUAGAGAUUCUUGUAGAUAAUUCGGUUGAACUAUACUAGACAGUUAUUUUUGACCUUUUUGUUGUUACUAUUUUCAUAGUUUUUACCUGUGUAUAACAUUACCUUGCUUUGUUGUAUAAAUAGAAAUAAAGCAAUUUUUUUCUGAA